Messenger RNA from Pediculus humanus corporis (human body louse), 588 nucleotides. Its product is annotated as Muscle-specific protein, putative. The transcript is spliced from 3 exons. Gene Ontology annotation, biological process: actomyosin structure organization. Gene Ontology annotation, molecular function: actin binding. The coding region runs from base 1 to 588 and encodes 195 amino acids. NCBI's taxonomy places the organism in Eukaryota, Metazoa, Arthropoda, Insecta, Psocodea, Pediculidae. The record is from RefSeq and is a predicted model, not a curated record.
AUGCGUCGUUUAAAUAUAUUUACAAAAUGGAGAAGGGAAAUUAUUUAUUAUUUAUUUUUAACAUAUUUUUUAUUUUAUUUUCAGGCUCGUAAUAAGGAACAAGAACAAGAAGUUUUACAAUGGAUAUCGGAUGUUUUGGGUGAACCCUUACCAAAAGGAGAAUAUGAAGAUAUAUUAAAAGAUGGCGUCAUUUUAUGUAAAUUGAUAAAUAAAAUAUCACCCAAUUCCGUGAGCAAAAUUCAAACCAAAGGAACAAAUUUUCAAUUAAUGGAAAACGUUCAAAGAUUUCAAGCAGCUAUAAAAAAAUAUGGCGUUCCAGAUUCCGAAAUAUUCCAAACGGCUGAUUUAUUCGAAAGGAGAAACAUACCACAAGUGACAUUAUGCUUGUAUGCAUUGGGAAGAAUAACACAAAAACAUCCGGAAUACACGGGACCCAGAUUAGGUCCCAAAAUGGCGGAUGAAAAUAAAAGAGAAUUUACCGAAGAACAAUUGAGAGCUCACGAAGGUCAUUUAAAUCUUCAAAUGGGUUAUAAUAAGGGAGCCUCACAAUCUGGACUUGGAAGUUUUGGUAACACGAGGCACAUGUGA